This is a messenger RNA of Ipomoea nil (Japanese morning glory), 1821 nucleotides long. RefSeq names its product DEAD-box ATP-dependent RNA helicase 56-like. The transcript is spliced from 12 exons. NCBI's taxonomy places the organism in Eukaryota, Viridiplantae, Streptophyta, Magnoliopsida, Solanales, Convolvulaceae. The coding region runs from base 480 to 1514 and encodes 344 amino acids. The record is from RefSeq and is a predicted model, not a curated record. Gene Ontology annotation, molecular function: ATP binding; RNA helicase activity; RNA binding.
UGUCAACCAUUUUUAUGUUAUCCGAAUUUUCCUAACAUUUUUCUCUGCAGAAUCCAAACCCUAACCCCAGUUCUUUUCAGAAAGCAUAGCUCGUGUUCAUCGUCAGAUUUGACUAGAAUAAGCAGCAAAUGGGAGAAAACAAGGAGAACGACGCUUACGAGGAGGAGCUUCUCGACUACGAGGAAGAAGACGAAAAAGCCCCCGAUUCCGUAGCCGCUAAAGUCAACGGCGAGUCCGCCAAGAAGGGAUAUAUUGGAAUUCACAGCUCCGGUUUCAGAGAUUUUCUACUAAAGCCAGAGCUACUGCGAGCCAUUGUGGAUUCAGGGUUUGAGCAUCCAUCUGAAGGUAAAUAAUUAUUAUCACUACUACUUUGGAGACGUACAAUGGUAAACUUUUUUAACUGAAACUGAGGCUUCCUUGGCUCCGUUCUAUUUGGCUCUUCAGUGCAACAUGAAUGCAUUCCCCAAGCUAUUUUGGGUAUGGAUGUAAUUUGCCAAGCCAAAUCUGGAAUGGGGAAAACUGCAGUAUUUGUUCUAUCAACUUUGCAACAGAUUGAACCCGUUGCUGGUCAAGUUGCUGCCCUAGUUCUAUGUCAUACCAGAGAAUUAGCUUAUCAGAUCUGUCAUGAAUUUGAGAGGUUCAGCACAUAUUUGCCUGAUAUCAAGGUUGCUGUUUUUUAUGGUGGUGUUAACAUAACAAUUCACAAGGAUCUUCUAAAGAAUGAAUGCCCUCACAUUGUUGUUGGAACUCCUGGAAGAAUUCUUGCAUUAUCAAGGGAAAAGCAUCUUUCCUUGAUGAAUGUGAGGCAUUUUAUACUUGAUGAAUGUGAUAAGAUGCUUGAUUCACUUGACAUGAGAAGAGAUGUUCAGGAGAUUUUCAAGAUGACUCCUCAUGACAAACAGGUGAUGAUGUUCUCAGCAACUCUCAGCAAGGAGAUUCGUCCAGUUUGCAAGAAGUUUAUGCAAGAUCCAAUGGAGAUUUAUGUUGACGAUGAGGCCAAAUUGACUCUUCAUGGACUUGUACAGCACUACAUCAAAUUGACAGAAAUGGAGAAAAAUCGGAAGCUGAACGACUUGCUUGAUGCUUUGGAUUUCAAUCAAGUAGUUAUCUUUGUCAAGAGUGUGACUAGAGCGGCUGAGCUGAACAAGUUACUUGUUGAGUGUAACUUUCCAUCUAUCUGCAUCCACUCUGGGAUGUCCCAGGAGGAGAGAUUGACACGCUACAAGGGUUUCAAGGAGGGGCAUAAGAGGAUUCUUGUGGCAACUGAUUUGGUUGGCAGGGGCAUUGAUAUUGAACGGGUUAACAUUGUCAUUAACUAUGACAUGCCUGAUUCUGCUGAUACGUACCUUCAUAGAGUUGGUAGAGCUGGAAGGUUUGGCACCAAAGGUCUUGCAAUUACAUUUGUUUCUUCUUCAUCAGAUUCAGAUGUACUCAACCAGGUUCAAGAAAGAUUUGAAGUCGAUAUCAAAGAGCUUCCUGAGCAGAUUGACACAUCCACAUAUAUGCCAUCCUAGAGAAGUUGGCUGGCAUCCUCUCCAAUAGCGCCCCAAGGUUUUCUUGAAUGAUGCAGAAUGAAAGGGGAGCAAACUGCUGGCGUUUUUUGGCUUUUGUUGGUCUGUACUAUUAAAUGGUUGAAUCAAUUAUUUUCAGAGAUACUAGUGGCCUUUGGCAACUCUCUGCUUUAAUCAUCCUGUCAUUACUGUACCCUUUAAUGAAACAUAGCUGGUUUAGCCGAUUGUACUAAGCUUGUAUUAACCUCAAAUCUUCAAUCUAUUUGCUGGUUAAAUCUGUAUUAAGUUAAUCAGGAUCAUUUGAAAAAUC